Molecule: messenger RNA, 619 nt
Organism: Phalaenopsis equestris
Lineage: Eukaryota; Viridiplantae; Streptophyta; Magnoliopsida; Asparagales; Orchidaceae
Product: transcription factor IBH1
Biological process (GO): regulation of DNA-templated transcription
Molecular function (GO): protein dimerization activity
Source: RefSeq, a predicted model, not a curated record
CCAUGAACUACAAGAGGAAGAGAACACCUGCAAACCCUAACCCUAGAAGCUCCAUGCAAGCCUUUCACUUCCUCCGUUCUCUCUCCCUCAUAAAUCUCCGCACUGCAACUUUCCACAAGCGCUGCAGAGCCAUCAGGAGAGCAGCGUACGCUUCCAUGGCAAGCUCUACCAAGCCUGAUCGUGCAUGGCGGCAUGCCGUACUCUCUCGCCUUCGCCGUAAGGCCCGGCCCGUUCGAGUUCGAGUCAAAGCCCGGCGCCGAAAAGCCCAUCAUGACGAUGCACUCCGCCGGAUCUUGCCCGGCGGCGAAGCGAUGGAUUCCUCGAGAUUGCUCGAGGAGACUAUAGAUUAUGUACAGCGUUUAAGAGCACAAGUGAAGCUCAUGCAGGAGAUAGUGGAUUCAGUGAAGAAGAAGGAAAGUGAAGAGUGAGACAAGGGAUGUUUAUAUAAAAUGGUAUGAAAUUAUUUAUGUCAUGAAAUUUAUAAGGCUUUAUGAUCAUAUGAUGAUGAAAUCCAUAAACUUAAUUUUGUGUAAAUACACACAAGUUUGAUUUAGUUAUGGAGUUUGAUCGAUCUGUAAAUUAAUACAUGUUUUGCUUUUGUUAAUGCUUUUAUUUCGUA